Messenger RNA from Uranotaenia lowii, 6090 nucleotides. RefSeq names its product integrin alpha-PS2-like. The record is from RefSeq and is a predicted model, not a curated record. Gene Ontology annotation, biological process: cell-matrix adhesion; integrin-mediated signaling pathway; cell adhesion mediated by integrin. The coding region runs from base 1 to 4401 and encodes 1466 amino acids. Gene Ontology annotation, molecular function: integrin binding. The transcript has 5 exons. Gene Ontology annotation, cellular component: integrin complex; external side of plasma membrane. NCBI's taxonomy places the organism in Eukaryota, Metazoa, Arthropoda, Insecta, Diptera, Culicidae.
AUGGCACACCGGGAGCAUGGACCGCCUGAUCGAUUCUUCGCAAUUCCGCUGCACUCCAAUACAGGCAGCAUGGUACCUUCGGUGGCAUGGUCCAGUACACGUCCAAAGGUGGACGCUAUCAACGAUAUUACAUGUGGCGAUAUGGCACGAUACGAACUUUUCUUAACCUCCCUUGUGCCGAAAUCUUCAGGUCAAAUCUACUCGUUCGGCUUGAACAAUCCCCGCGAUAAGGUUUACUCGACGGGUGAGAGCACUUCGUCGGAGGACGAUUCCUAUUUGGGGUACUCGUCGGCUACCGGCGAUUUCAACGGCGACGGAAGCCUCGGAGUGGCCGUCGGAAUGCCACGAGGUGGUGGCCUUCUCGGUAAGGUACUGAUCUUCUCCUGGAACAUGACCAACCAGCAGAACAUUACCGGAGAACAGAUCGGUGCUUACUUUGGGUAUUCGUUGGCCGUUGUGGAUGUCGAUGGAGACAAAUUGGACGAUCUGAUCGUGGGAGCCCCGAUGCACACGGAACCCAACAAUGAAGGGAAAUACGAGACGGGACGGGUUUACAUCAUCUACCAGGAUAAGGUGAACAAGUUCCAGGAGGUCGAAACACGUGAUGGGGUUAACUCAAAGGCGAGAUUUGGACUAUCGGUGUGCUCGCUUGGUGAUAUAAACUUGGACGGGUUUGGAGAUUUCGCUGUCGGUGCGCCUUACGAUGGACCUAAUGGAAAUGGAGCGGUUUACGUGUACCAUGGAUCGGCGAGAGGUCCGCUGGAGAAACCUUCACAGAUUAUUCUGGCCGAAGAUAUGGCUGGAGUAACGAAGAUUUCAACGUUUGGGUUUUCGGUUGCCGGAGGGAUCGAUCUCGAUGGUAAUCAGUAUCCGGAUAUGGUUGUUGGAGCCUAUGGGUCGGAUAAGGCUCUGGUUUUCAAGUCCCGCCCGGUCGCCGUGAUGGAAGCUAGCACACUCUUCGAGACCGAAAAUAAACUCAUUUCCUUGGAAGAUCGCAACUGUACUCUGAGGGAUCGAAAGCAAGUGCCAUGUACCGUGUUCAAUUCAUGCAUGAAGUACAACGGUAUCAAUGUUCCACCGACCCUGGAUAUUGAGGUUUCGUGGGUACUGGACUCCAAGAAAUCUCGUAACCCUCGUAUGUUCUUCGUCAAUGAAGAAGGACGCAACAUUCGGAAUCAAUCGGUGCGACUGUAUCGAGGAAAACUUGAAUGCAGAAGUGAGAGGGUGUAUAUCGCUGAAAAUAUUCGAGAUAAAAUCACUCCGUUGGAAGUUGAGAUGAAGUAUAAUUUGCGUCAAAGCAGCUACAGUCAACAGCGCAGGAGACGUGCCACCGUUGAACCAGUGUUGGAUCAAAAUCGAGGAACCGUCCAGAAAGAUUCAAUCAACAUUCAGAAGAACUGUGGACCGGAUAAUGUUUGCAUUCCGGACCUGAAGAUGGAAGUCAAAAUGGUUGACGAGUAUCUACUGGGAUCUGGAAAAGGAUUUGCUAUUGAUGUUCUGAUCUCCAAUUUAGGAGAAGACGCUUUCGAAGCAGGAUAUUACAUGACCAUCCCUCCAGAACUGAACUUCCGACGUGUUGAAAGGAUAGGUGAAAUCAAGGACACCACCAUUCUCUGCUCAACUCCACCAGGCGCCACAAACGGAACACUUCGGUGCGAUAUUGGAAAUCCUCUGCCCAGUGGCAAAGUUGUCAACUUCCGAGUCCAUCUACAUCCGUCGAUCAAGGUUGGAAUGGCUCCGAGCUAUGAAUUCUACAUGGAAACUAACUCUACGAACGCUGAAGCAGAAGGUGCUCAUGGGGAUAACAUUUUCCGCAAGAGCGUAGGAAUCACCAUCAAGACUGAUCUUUCGAUUUCUGGUGUUUCACUGCCUGAAGAUUUCCUCUACAACUACACUGAGUACCGAUCGUUUGAGGAAUCAGAAACCGAACACCAUCUCGGACCCCAAGUGGUCCACAUCUACGAAAUUCGUAACGAAGGUCCUUCAGCAAUCGACGAGGCCGAGUUCUACGUACUUUGGCCAUACGAAACCAACGAUGGUGACCCGUUGAUGUACCUCCUGGUUCAACCCGAAACCAGUGGAAACAUCAAAUGUCAGCCAAGCAGCUACGUCAAUCCGAAAGAUAUCGCCGUUGAUAACCCAAGGAAAAGCUACCUCGAAAAAGUGGGCGCCUCAGCAAUCAACCACGAAUCGGCUUCACGAACCGAAUACCGUGCCACUAGCAGCUCUUCCUCCGGAGGUUUCAGUGGAAUCACCCGGGAAACUACUGGCUCUUCUUCUUCCUCUUCGGGAGGCUCAAGUUCCAGUUCGUUCCAAAGCUCCAGUAGCAGUAGUUCAUCGUCGUCGAGAGGGUCUGGUAGCGUGCACAGGACUCAAACUCUAACCGAUACCGAUAAGCAACGUUUGGACGACGAAGAGCACCAGGAAUCUACCGGGGACGCUUCGUACGUCCAUCAACGGAGGGCGCAAUCCGCUGCCGCGGCACAGACUCAAUCGCAGACGCAAUACGCUUCCGGAGGAGGAAAUCGGUACAACGCUGCCGGAGCCGCUGCAGGUGGUCUUGGUACUUCUGGAGGAUCUUCUCGGGAGUACUCUUACUCUAGCAGUUGGAACUCGUCGAGCGUCAACGGUGGACCGGCAGUGACGUACAGUGCCAGCCGCAAUCGAACCGUUUACCAGGGACAGGAUGGACGGGUGCACGUUAGCGAGAGCAGUACCGAGCACUACGGUGGUGGUGGCAUUAAGGCAGUGGCUGCUUUCGCUGGCUUUGGAGCCAACGCGGCCGCUGAUGGUCAGACCGUGCAUAAGGAGGACUUCAGCGAUAUCUAUCGACAGGACGAGAGGAAUCGAGCUGCUUCGACGACGGCGAAUGAAAGCGUGAACAACCGCGUUAUCUCCAACUACUAUCGACAGAGUGAAAGUACCGAUGCAUCUCGAUCAGGCUCAGUAUCGGCAUCUGCUGGUGGCAGUAGCAGUUAUGGAAGUGGAAGCGUCUCCUCCAGCUAUGGAAGAGGAAGUUCAUCAUCUUCCAACUAUGGUAGUGGAAGCUCGUCAUCGAGCUACGACCGAAGUUCAGGCUCAGGAUCUUACGGCCAAGGCCAAGGCGGUAUCUACAAAACGGAAUCAGCUCGCACGGAAGAAGUCAACCAGGACAUUUCCGAUCUGAGCUCACGAACGCAUGCGGCUAUCCAAGGAACCGACAGUAGUAGUUCUACUGGUGGAAGGCGACGUAUGCAUAGUCAGCAGGAUGGUGAACCUUCAAGGGCGGGCUUGAUCACCGGGGUAUCGACGAUUGAACGGAUGGCUCAAGGUCGGGGAGGAUUCCAAACAGCUACCGUAGAUCUGGGCGUACUCAGCCGUCAAAACGUGGACGAGGAGGUUCGUAGAACUGGAGGCAGCAGUCACAUUGCCAGUGGAAGUUCGCAGGCUUCCCGAGGAAGUUCCUCCUAUGGAGAAGGUGGCAGUCAACAUAGUCAGCAUACUUCUCACGGUGGUUCCUCUUAUGGAGAACAGCAAGGUAGCAGUCAACAGAGCCAACAGAAUCGUGGAAGUUCGUCGUCGUCUUCUUCGUCUUCCUCUUGGUCCACGUCAUCUUCCUCAUCCGAUCGAACCCAGCAUUCAGCUGCUACGGCUGGAUCUAGUCAACAUCAGUACGGUGGAAGUCAAGGUAGCAGCUAUUCGCAACACCAUCAAAGUUCUUCUUAUGGAGCGGGGCACAACGACGAUGACGAUGGCGACUACGUUGAUGAAUACGAAGAUGGAGACGAUCACUACGACGAUCAUGAUCAAGGUAGCAGAGGAAGUUAUGGUUCAACAUAUCAACAUCACUCCCGCUCGAACCUGAACCAAGGUCAUGAUAACGUGGAUCAACGGUUCAAGUACUAUCAGCAAUUCGAUCGCCAGAGGCAACGACGACAGGUGAUCGACAUCAAGGACGAGAACGAUCGCAAGUUGGAUGCGGCUCUACAGUGCCAAAGCACCCGGUGUGCCAUUAUCCGUUGUCUGGCGGGACCGAUCGACGACAAACAUGUGGCCUUCAUUGCGCUGCGAUCGCGAUUGGUGGCACACACCCUAAACAAAAUCUCGUCUACAAGGCCCAUUAACUUCUCGACCAUGACGGUAGCUCGGGUAACCCGGCUGCCAUACAUCGGACGGCCCAAGGAAAUUCAUCUGAAGUCGCACGAAAUCCAGGCUCUCGCCAGACCAGAACCGAUUCCCAAGACGGACGAAAUUCCACUGUGGGUGUACAUUUUGGCUGCCAUCAUCGGAACGCUUAUCCUGUUGCUGCUCAUUUGGGCUUUGUCGAAGUGCGGUUUCUUCAAACGGAAUCGGCCGACCGAUACCCAAGAGCGACAGCCGCUGAAUCGGAACGGAAACUACCAUGGCGAUGAGCACCUGUAGAAACAUGUGACCACAGACAUAGAGAGUCUGGAAAAAAAUUAGCAAGCUAUACUUACAGCGACGAGCAAGGGCUGCCCGCUUGAUAUAGGAUUUAAAAAACAGUCCAAAAGUUCUAAGGACAACCAGCCACCAUCAACGUAUCUACGCUUGAAGUUUUGUAUAGCGCGAACUGUGCAACUUUGCAGUUCCAUAGCCAGAGAUUGAGAUUAUCCACAGCCAGAUAACGAAAAAAAAUCUUGGGCCGGACCAUGAGGGAUUUUAAAUAACUUAGUUUCUUUAGUUUGAAUGUUUGAAAAAUAUCUUUUUGGUAGGAAGCCAUUAUUGAAAAUUAAUUUGAUUAAUUUAUUUCCCUAUUUUUUCGUUUGUAUAAUUUCUACGUUUUACUUUAAGAAUAAUUUAUUUGUUUAUUUUAAUAAUAUCGUAUCACUUUGACUGACGAAACGAACGGUGUACAUUGACAAAUUUAGGCUUAUGAAGUAAACGAGAAAGACGAUCAACUUACUCUCCGAAUCUGCCAUUAUUUUUGUACCAUCGAUCGGUUGAUCUUUCUACAUAUUAGUUAAUUUCUCUCCUCGUUCUCGCCUUCAAAUUAAGCGAAAUACGAAAUAAACAUAGAUUUAUGGAAAUAUGCUUAAACUAACUAGUCAAUCCGAUUGAAUAAUCUGUACGAAUCUAAAAUUCAUUUACAAAAAAAAAGCUAAUUUUCUAAUCUCAACCAUAGUGCAAUUCAUGUGACAAAAAAUCCCGCUUUUCGACAGUUGUGUAGCAAGCACCACUGCAAAGUUAUUCAAUAAUAAUGUGUUGAAUAAAGUAAACAGAACGAACGAAGCUCGAUAGAUCUAACUCUAAAUAAUACUGUAGUAGGCUAGUGGUAGCUAAUAUUCUAAAUGUAACAAAUCAAAGAACGCCUUGUAGUUAUUUAUUUGUUAAGAAGGGAAUUCUGAAGAAUAAAAAAGUGCCUUCUUGGAUAGUUUUUAAACAUAUGUAGAUGAUAUAAUAUAAAGAAAUCGAAACGGUUAACGAGAAUUUGGUGCCAUGUAACGAAUGUGAAAUCAUAUAGCAACAAAACUUUGAAAAAAAAAACAUACAAGCUAAGCGAACGUACAUUAAAAUAUAAAGAGAAGUAUUGUAAUGUUGAAUGUGUUUUGUUAAAAUGAUAUAAUCUUUUUUUGAAACAAACUGAAAAUAACAAACGAAAUUGUAAAUUAGAAAAAAUAUUUUACUUAAAUUGAAAUCAAUAAUUUAAUGCUUUAAUCAAUAGAUACUGAAAAAGAUUGAAAAUUUUAACAGUUUCAGAAAAGUAUUAAAAUGUGUUGAAGGCGUUUCAUGUAAAUCUAAACCUUCUAAUCACUUUUUCCAACCGGAUUUCUUUGCUCGUUUGUCCUAAACUUUUGUAGAAAACCCCGUUUUCGUAAUGCUAAAAAAAUACUACCAAACUAGUAAUAAAGCUAUACAAUAACUACUAGCACUAUACAAACAUAGUCUCUAGGACAGUGCCCUCUGCCUUUUAGUUAGAAUAAAUUGGAACAAAGUAACAAAUCAGCAAAAGUUUUCACAUACACUUACCUGUAGGAUUUGAUUGUACAUACUUCUUGAUUUCGUCGUUUUUGUACAAUACUGAAUAGAAAGAAAAACGGUAUCAUAAAGAGAUAUAAAAAACAUACGAAAAAUAAAGUUAUAACACCUGUA